Messenger RNA from Lindgomyces ingoldianus, 3285 nucleotides. RefSeq lists its product as uncharacterized. Gene Ontology annotation, molecular function: ferric-chelate reductase activity. The record is from RefSeq and is a predicted model, not a curated record. Gene Ontology annotation, biological process: intracellular iron ion homeostasis; copper ion import; iron ion transport. The coding region runs from base 462 to 2963 and encodes 833 amino acids. Gene Ontology annotation, cellular component: plasma membrane. The transcript is spliced from 2 exons. Lineage: Eukaryota; Fungi; Ascomycota; Dothideomycetes; Pleosporales; Lindgomycetaceae.
GGCACCUCCUUCCGCACGGUUAUCGUGGCGAACUUGAGUACAGUGUUCUGUAACUCCACUUGACGUCUUUUCUCUCUCUCCAAUGUCUUGUGUUUCUCCGCCCCUUGUAUUCGUUUAAGAGCAUAAAUUAUUUUCUGUCACGAAUGAGAGCUGGGUCUCCGCAAACGAACGCCAUCAUCCAUCCACAGUCACACGAAAUCUUGCGGUUAGCGAGUCGUUUGCAACACGAUUUGCACGGGUAGAGUUCACGCUGCAUUUACACACCGCAUUAUAACGCCUUUGUCCUUAAAACCCCAUUCUUAUCCCAUGUAGAAAGGCUUUCUCGGUGGUCCUGUUGAGUUCACUUUUCCUCGCCCAAAAAUCCACCGGCUUCGGCCAAUCCGAUCAUCCGGAUUAAGCUUCUGCUGGCAGAAGUGCUCCACGACAUCCGAUCCCCCCAUCAUUGCCAAUCUGAAUCGAAAAUGCCAGCGGUUCCGGAGGCAUUGGUGCACGGGACUGGCCUGGCUUUGGAGCACUUUGAAUCUGCAGUAUCGCUUGCUGAGCGAGAGGUAGUGGAUGCCGUUUCUGGUCUCGUUCGACGCAUCAACAUUCCAGUCAACAGCACAAGUCCGUCUGGAUUAAUCGAAGCCAACACCCGGGAUCCAUGGAGCCAGAGCGGAAAAUAUGCAUUGGCAUACGUAUGGUUUUGCAUACCUCUACUUACCAUCGCCGGACUACUGCGAUACUACCGCCUCUUUACCGACAAGAUUAGGACUGUGCUCCACCAAGAAGAGGUAUUGAAAUCCUCGGCAACCUCCUCUCCAGAUACCGAUUACGAGUUGGCGGUCAUGUACACUGACAAGUCCACAAAUAAGUUCUUUCCACGUGAAGGCCCUUUACCUGGCCCACCGAAAACGGAAGCAUCGGUUUCCUCGAUAGGACCUAUCAACAAUUGCAUCGCUCUCUUCCGGUUCCUUUUCUAUCGGCCAAUUCGGCAAUUCCAAGUUAAAAAGGGAUGGAGGCCAAUCAUCUUCCCUUCCUUGAGCGUCAGCGUCAUUGUGUCAUUGGCAUUCAUCUUGGGCAUCCUCUACUGUUUUAUUCCGCAACCGUUAUUCUGGCAGAGCAUCGCUUUUGGAUCCCCACCUCUUGCGAUUCGGUCUGGUAUGAUGGCUGUGGCGCUGAUGCCAUGGGUGGUUGGGCUGAGCAUGAAAGCCAACAUCAUCACACUUAUCACCGGCAUUGGCCACGAGCGACUGAACGUGUUGCAUCGUUGGGCCGCUUACUUAUGCCUCUUUCUCAGCAUAAUCCACACUGUCCCGUUCUAUAUUACCCCAGUAUGGGAUGAGGGAGGUCGAGCCGUCUUUUUGAGCCUCUUCGCACAUGAGGGGUUCUACGCAUAUGGCACAGGAAUUGCUGCGCUCGUCCCACUAGCCUUCCUUUGCAUUCACUCUCUCUCUUUUCUCCGCCAUUGGAUGUAUGAACUCUUCGUCACGCUUCACGUCCCUGUCGCCAUCGUCUUCCUCGGAAUGAUAUUCUGGCACUGCCACAACUACCUCACGUCCUGGAACUAUCUUUUCGCAACCCUUGGUAUCUGGCUAGCAUCUUACCUAAUGCGCCUCUUCUACCUGAACUGGACGAACCCAUUUCGAAUGUCAUGGCUGAUUGGCGACGAAGCUGCAGUAACAAUCAUGCCUGAAAACGCCAUCAAGAUUACUAUCCCGACUCAAAUGAAAUGGAGGCCAGGACAGUACGUUUAUCUUCGCAUGCCCGGUAUCUCGGUUUUCGAAAACCAUCCUUUUACCAUCGCUUCCCUGUGCAGCGAUGACUUCCCCUCUGAAUACGGCGAGGGGUAUAGGGAUAUGGUCCUUGUUUUCCGCCCUUUUGGGGGUUUCACAAACAAAGUGCUCAGAAGUGCUAUCGAGCAUGGUCCCUGGCACACCUACCGAGCCUUUGUGGACGGCCCCUAUGGCGGUAUGCAGCGGCGCAUCGAAGCCUUCGAAGACGUUGUGCUCAUUGCUGGAGGAAGCGGUAUCACGGCUAUUAUCAGCCAACUCCUGUCUCUCAUCAAGAAGAUGCGAGAUGGCAAGGCUGUAACAAAAAACGUGCACGUCAUCUGGGCUUUGAAACGUCCUGAGACCAUGGAAUGGUUCAAAGAAGAACUACGUAUUUGCCGGGAAUUCGCGCCCCCAGAUUCAGUGACAUGCCAGUUCUUCAUCACGACGGCAAAGCGAAUGGCCACGGGUCAUCUUGUCAGUGCCAAAACUCCUACUCGACCUGUAUCACUCUAUUUCCACGACAAGGUUAACGAUGCCUUCCAAAACAUCGCUGAACACCGUGCCUCUGGAAUCUCAUCAAAGCGACACUCAGCACUCAUCCGUGACGAAGCCCAGGGCGAUCCAGAGCGCGAAAAGGAACUUCGCAGAGAAAAUGAAGACGCCAUCACUGCGCUCCCGCAAGCCCAUCUCGUCCCCAUGAACCGCGGCGGCCGCCUCGCCCCACCCAGCACCCACACCGGGGUAGACACUGACAUAAUCUCCCCCGCGCCGCGCUCCAUUUCCGCCCGCCGUCAAGACCGUAAUCUCUCCCUCGACAUCUCACAAGCCGUAGAAGCCGGUACCGGCGCCAUAAACCCCGACAUCCUUAACCCGUCCUCCCCGACCACAGGCGCAUCCAACAUCCAAGCCUUCGAUUUCGGCUUCCCCUCUACACCUACCGAAUUCCAGAAGAACUUAAUGCGCUUCGCCUUCCUGCCCGCCGCGGUCAAAAAGCGCGACGGCUGGUCCACCGAAUACGGCCGCCCAGAUAUACCCUAUACGCUCCGCGAACUGAGUAAAGGGUUUGGAAGGCGUACGUGUGUGUUUGUGUGUGGGCCACCGAGUAUGCGUAUGGAUGUGAGUAAUACGGUUGCGGAUUUGCAGCGCUCGGUUUGGAGUGAUAGUGGGAGGGAUGAGAUUUUUUUGCAUGCGGAGAAUUAUGCUUUGUGAGUAUCUGUGGUGAGCAAGUUUUUCUUAUUUGGGUUGGGUUGUGCAUAGCGUGAUUGGUUGCUUAGGUUUCUUCUGGAUCGGAUCUAUACCCCUCAGUCUCAGUCUUCCCUUAAAUCUUUCUUUGUAAUACUCAUGAUGGGUCAUAACGAUGCGCACCGCAGUAUCGCGCGGUGGGUCGGAAAGACCUAUGCUUCUUUUCUCUUUGUAUAUUUUCUUUGGGGACCGGAGAGUGAACCAAUAGAAAGAUAAGAUGAGGAGAGAUGUACUUCUUCGAUCAGACUAGAGUUGCGAAACUCACAGACAGACAUUCAAUAUAUGUCAG